This is a messenger RNA of Cavia porcellus (domestic guinea pig), 2683 nucleotides long. RefSeq names its product KIAA2013 ortholog. NCBI's taxonomy places the organism in Eukaryota, Metazoa, Chordata, Mammalia, Rodentia, Caviidae. Bases 184 to 2088 code for a protein of 634 amino acids. The transcript has 3 exons. The record is from RefSeq and is a predicted model, not a curated record.
CCGUGUCGUUUGACGGCAGGAGGGAAGUCGCGGUAGAGGAAGAAGUAGGGGCGGCUGCAGAGGCGGCCGUCGCGUUGGGCGUCGCGAUCCCGGUGCGGCAGUGAGGCGGGGGCGGCCGGGCCGGUGGGCUGGGCGGCAGGCCCCGCGGCCGCCCCCGAGCCGUCGCCCGCGCCCGGCGGCCCGAUGUGGCUGCAGCAGCGGCUGAAGGGGCUGCCGGGGCUGCUGUCGAGCAGCUGGGCCCGCCGCCUGCUUGUUCUGCUCGGCCUCUUGCUGCUGCUGCUGUGGUUCGCGGGCUCCGGGGCGCGGAGGGCGGCGGGCGGCCUGCACCUGCCGUCCUGGGCCCGCGGUGAGCCGGGCGCCGCCGAGCCCUCCGCCUGCCUGGAGGCGGCCACGCGCACCUGGCGCGGCCUUCGGGAGCGCGGCCAGGCCGUGUCGCUGGGCCCCGGAGUGCCAGCCCUGGUGGGCAACGGCUUUCUGGCGCUGGACGUGGCCGCCAACCGGCUGUGGGUGACUCCUGGGGAGCGAGAGCCCGCCGUGGCGCCGGAUUUCGCGCCCUGGGUGCAGUUGCGCCCACUGAACGCGCUGGCCGAGGCGAGCGAGACGGUGCUGCUUUUGCGGGAGGGGCUGCUUCGCCGGGUGCGCUGCCUACAGCUCGGCGCUCCGGGCUCUGGCCCUGCUGCCGCCGGCGCAGGUCCUGCCUCGGCCUCUGGCCUCGCCGGCGGCGCGGGCCGCGACUGCCUAUUGCUGCAGGAGGACUUUCUGGCACACCGGGGCCGACCCCACGUCUAUCUGCAGCGCAUCCAGCUCAACAAUCCCACGGAGCGUGUGGCCGCACUGCAGACUGUGGCUCCCACUACCGGCCCGCUCCCCAAGGCCUUCACCAGUACCCUGGAGAAGGUUGGAGACCAUCAGUUCCUCCUCUACUCGGGUCGGUCCACCGCCUUGCCCACGGGCCAGGUGCACCUGGUCGUGGUGGCCGCGAAGAAGCUUGUGAAUCGGCUCCAGGUGGCUCCCAAGUCGCAGCUGGACGAGACAGUGCUGUGGGUGGUGCACGUCUCCGACCCCGUUACUCCCCAGGUGCUCAAAAGCAGAGCUGCCAAGGAGCUCAAGGCGCUCCAGGACUUGGCCCGGAAGGAAAUGCUAGAGCUCUUGGAGAUGCCGGCGGCUGAGUUGCUUCAGGACCACCAGCACCUCUGGGCUCAGCUCUUCAGCCCAGGGGUGGAAAUGAAGAGGAUCACCGACGCCCACACGCCGUCUGGCCUGACUGUGAACCUGACGCUGUACUACAUGCUGUCCUGCUCGCCAGCCCCGCUGCUCAGCCCCUCCCUGGGCCGCCGGGAGCGAGAGCAGAUGGAGGCCACGCUGAGCUACGAAGACCACUGCUUCAGCGGCCACGCCACCAUGCACGCCGAGAACCUGUGGCCCAGCCGGCUGGGCUCGGCGCAGCAGAUCCUGCAGCUCUCCGACCUGUGGAGGCUGACACUCCAGAAGCGCGGCUGCAAGGGCCUGGUGAAGGCGGGCGCGCCGGGCAUCCUGCAGGGCAUGGUGCUCAGCUUCGGGGGGCUGCAGUUCACCGAGAACCACCUGCAGUUCCAGGCCGACCCUGACGUGCUGCACAACAGCUACGCGCUCCACGGCAUCCGCUACAAGAAUGACCACAUUGACCUGGCCGUGCUGGCGGACGCCGAAGGCAAGCCCUACCUGCAUGUGUCCGUGGAGGCCCGUGGGCAGCCCGGCAAGAUCUACGCCUGCGAGGCUGGCUGCCUGCAGGAGCCGGUGGAGCUGACCUCGGCACCGGGCGGCCACACCUUCUCAGUCAUGGUGACACAGCCCAUCACCCCGCUGCUGUACAUCUCCACCGACCUCACGCACCUGCAGGACCUGCGGCACACGCUGCACCUCAAGGCCAUCCUGGCCCACGACGAGCACAUGGCCCAACAGGACCCUGGGCUGCCCUUCGUCUUCUGGUUCAGUGUGGCCUCCCUCAUCACCCUCUUCCACCUCUUCCUCUUCAAGCUCAUCUACAACGAGUACUGCGGGCCCGGAGCCAAGCCCCUCUUCAGGAGCAAGGAAGAUCCCAGUGUCUGAGGGACGCAAGCGCCACUCAGCCACCAUUUGCACAGACAGCACGGGGCGCCCAGCCGCCGCGGGGUCCCCGGAGCACCCACCCUUUGUGCCUUGUCCGGGACAGCGAUGCCGAAGCCCUGGUGGACGUGAGUUGGCAUCGGAAGGACGAGGGCCACGCGGGGAGGAAGGGACCCCGAAGAGGAACCCACCCGUGGGGAAAUACUUGAAGUGCGCCCCUCCUUCGCUCGCCCCGUCCCAGGGAGCACCCCUGGAAAAGCCUCGUGUCAGAAAACCUCGCUCUCCUCCUCACUUAAUGAGUCCCUUCUCGAAUGGGUUUCUAAUUUAUUUUUGUCGGGGUCUCGCUGGGUAAUGAGUGCUGGCAGCAACGCCGGCCCCAGGGCCUUGGCCUGCUCUGGGGCACAGUGUGGCCCUGCCGUCACCUGGGGCUGUCAGCCGGGCUUGCACGGGAGUCCUCUCAUGAGCCUGCGGGCUCCUGUGGUUUUGUACUUUUGGCCUCGGGGGUGUUUAACUUUCUAGUGAUUGGUGAUUGUUGGGUUUUGAAAUACCAAAGCUUUUUUGUUCUGUUUUUAAAUAAACUUCUUUCAGAUUUCCCUGA